GGAUCUUUCUUAUUUUUUACAGGAUUGAGACUAAUCAUCUCAAAAGCCUCACAGAGGAUACCAAUGUCAUCCAGAUCUGGCAGUGCAGGAGAGUAUGAAACUAGUGACCAGUCACCCAGCUGUUCAGCUUCCCCACCAGUCCCAGAGUCUAGUGAGACUGAGGCUGAAGGCUUGAUAUUUUAUCACAUGGAUCUUUAUGGAUCAAAGGAGAGGUUUGAUAUCUUUCCUGAAGACCUGUCUGGUCAAGGAGACAGAUCUUGGGGGGAUACAAGAAGGGAACCUGCACUGAGUAGUCAAAAAUUUCAGCGAUCACAGGAAGCUGGAUAUGAUUUGGAAAAGGAGGUUGCAGAGUUGGCUAAGAUGUAUGGACUUGAUGAAGAUAGAGAAAAAGAGCUUGAGCUUCUUGGAGGACAUGUAGAGAACAGAUGGCCUCGCACAGGAAAAGCAAAAUCACAAGGCUCCAUAUAUAAUGCAUCAAAAAGCAUCUCUCCAGUGAAAGAUCAAAGUCAAAGUACAAAGCCACAGGGACUUCCUGAUGAAGCUUCUCAAGAUGAAGAACCAAGUAAAGCCAGAGCAGAGGAUGAGGCUGAGAGCUGCAUACAGUCCAGAGAGGGGCUUAGCAGCGGUGGCAUGUCAGAUGAGUGGAACAGUCAGGCUGUCAGUGAGGAGGAGGAAGUGGCAGAUGUUUUUUGUUCUACCUGCAAGAUUCCAAUCCGAGCUUUUGACAAACUCUUCGGUGAGCACAAGGAUCAUGAGGUGGCUCAGCUCCCCAGUGCCAUGGAAAGCGAAAAGGAGGAGAUUCAUAAAAACAUGUGCAAGUUGGAGGAGCAGAUUGCUCAGAUGGAAAACUUUGCCUGUCACUUGGAGGAAAUCUUCAUCACUGUAGAGGAAAACUUUGGGAGGCAGGAGCAGAACUUCGAGGUGCAUUACAACAAUGCAGUGCAAGUGCUUGCUCAGAAGUAUGAAGAACAGUUGGAAGCACUGGGCGAAGAGAAGAGGCAGAAGUUAGAAGCUUUAUAUGGGCAGCUGGUCAGCUGUGGGGAACACCUCGACACCUGCAAGGAGCUGACAGAUGCAACCCAGGAGCUUUACCUGGAAAAUGACAAAGCCAAUUUUAUGAAGGCAGCAGUAGCCAUGGUUGACAGGCUGGAAGAAUUCUUAAAGAAAGAAGUGGAUUUGGAGCUUUCAAUGCUGCCAGACUUUGAAAAGCGGGUCAUAGAUUUCUCUGAAGUUGAACAGCUAAUGAACUCCAUUAAUACUAUUCCAGCUCCUUGUGCCCCUGUGAUCAAUCCCCAAGCUCCCAAUGCAGCGACUGGCACCUCACUGAGAGUUUGCUGGGGCCUUUUCUCAGAUGACACUGUUGAGUCCUACCAACUGUGCUAUAAACCAGUCAGCAACGAGACGCACAGUGAUGAACAAGCAGAGCACACUUUAAAAGUCAAAGAAACAUACUGCACCAUUACUAAUCUGUUGCCGAAUACACAGUAUGAAUUUUGGGUCAGUGCUUUAAAUGCUGCUGGUAUCAGUCCACCAAGUGAAAGAGCAGUUUAUGUAACAGCUCCUUCACCACCUACCAUAAAAAGUAAAAAGAUCCGAAGCUGUGAAAAUGCAGCACUGGUGUGCUGGGAAUCUAGAGACGUUAACCCUGUUGAUUCCUACACGGUUGAAUUGUCCAAGCUGACAGAUGAAGAAGAUCGCGACAGUAUUACUGAAUCUAUUGUUGGGAUUCCUAACUGCGAAGUCAUAAUUCACCUGCAGCCAGCACAAAGCUAUCGCAUCUGUGUUAGAGCCCUUAACCUGGGUGGUUCCAGUGAAAGAAGUGACCCUGUCCUGAUACACACCACAGGCACCUACUUCUGCCUUAACGAGGACACAGCUCAUCCUUUACUGGCGAUUCUAGGUGAUGGAUUUACAAUUGCAUGUGAUGAACUGGAAAACCCAGAGUGUGAUCUGCCCGUCUAUGAUAACAGCUUUACAAGGUGUAUUGGGAUCCUGGGCAGUCUGAUCCCAUUUCCGGGAAAGCAUUACUGGGAGGUGGAAGUUGAGGAAGACACAGAGUACAGAAUCGGUGUGGCUUUUGAAAAUACUCCGAGACAUGGCUACCUGGGGGCAAACAACUCAUCCUGGUGCAUGAGGCAUAUCAUCACACCAUCAAGGCACAAGUACGAAUUCCUGCACAGUGGGAUGACACCAGACAUCAGAAUUACCAUCCCCCCCAGAAGGCUCGGCAUCCUGCUGGACUAUGAGAACUGCAGACUGUCAUUUUUCAAUGCAGAUAUUGCCCAGCACCUUUAUGCAUUCAAUGCACGUUUCCAGCAUUAUGUCCACCCCUGCUUUGCUUUGGAAACACCAGGUAUCUUACGGAUACACACUGGACUGGCAGUACCCCCAUGGACUGCCCUCCCAUAACCUGUGUGCUGCAGCUACCCCGUCCACGUGUAACCUGUGCUGAGCAACGUCCUCUUUCAGCACUGACUGCUCCAUCACACUCCCUAUAAACCAGCGGUCUCCCAGGAGAGCAAAGCAACCCUGACCCAAACCAGCCACCUGGCCUGAGUCCUUAACAAGUUUUUGUCCUCUUAGGCAGGAUUUUAGCAGAAAAGCAUCAUGGUCACAAGAUCCAUCAGCAUCCCAGAAUUCUCCAGUUAGAAACAGAUACCAUCCUUCUCAAAGGUGACACUGUCACCGUGCAGCAGCGACAGCUGGAUCAUGGUUCCCCCAGUACCUCUUUGAUGUACAGGGAACUCCCCUGUUCCAGAGCAAUCAUAAGUUCGACUCCUGUGUCUGCUGAAGAGCUAAAAAUUCAAAGAGAAACAAAAAUAGCAAAAAAUAACAAAAUCUGUACAGCUGCUAGACAGAGCUGAAAACGUUCCAACCAUGAAGCUGAUCUCACAAUCCAAUAUUCUUGUUGCUACAUGAAGUCUGUGACACAAGAUAAUCAAAUACACCUCCCUUGUGUGUGAGCUGUUAGCACCUACCAUACACAGUGAGGCUUUUUGAAAUACCCAAGCAUGCACUAGUCUCAAAUACCAAGACAUUUUUACAAAAUGUCCAUGCUUCUUUCAUUCAUCCUGGGAAAACCCCCAAAACCAGGGCCUUUUGCAGUGCUUGAUGGCCCCAGCAGAGAAACCUAAAGCAUCAUUUUUAGCUUGUUCUUUUUGGCCACGCUCACUGAUCCGUUCUCCCCCUCAGCACUUAAGAAUCCUCACCCCUGAUGCUGUGCUCUUGAAGCUCUGGGUGUCCUGUGGGGGAUGGAAAUACUCUGGCCCAGC
Falco peregrinus (peregrine falcon) is the source of this 3272-nucleotide messenger RNA. It is a transcript of the gene FSD2, whose product is annotated as fibronectin type III and SPRY domain containing 2. The coding region runs from base 64 to 2409 and encodes 781 amino acids. NCBI's taxonomy places the organism in Eukaryota, Metazoa, Chordata, Aves, Falconiformes, Falconidae. The record is from RefSeq and is a predicted model, not a curated record. Gene Ontology annotation, molecular function: protein binding. The transcript has 12 exons.